This is a messenger RNA of Pseudogymnoascus verrucosus, 1100 nucleotides long. RefSeq lists its product as uncharacterized. The record is from RefSeq and is a predicted model, not a curated record. The transcript is spliced from 5 exons. Bases 55 to 1017 code for a protein of 320 amino acids. Gene Ontology annotation, biological process: basic amino acid transmembrane export from vacuole. Gene Ontology annotation, cellular component: fungal-type vacuole membrane. NCBI's taxonomy places the organism in Eukaryota, Fungi, Ascomycota, Leotiomycetes, Thelebolales, Thelebolaceae.
GAGCCAUCAAGAUCGCAGAACGACGCACUCAUCUCAACAUCAUCGCCGGCAGCAAUGGCCACGACGACAGCCUUUGCCCUCGUUGCGCUCUCGAAGGCGUUGUCAUGGAAUGAGGCCUUGUCCGGCGUGUUUGGCAGCAUCAGUUUGGCUACUUGGAUUUUCCUGCUGGUGCCACAGUUGAUCCUCAACUACACAACAGGCAGUGCGGAUGGCAUCUCGCUGGCUUUCCUGACAGUCUGGCUGCUGGGAGAUAUCACGAAUCUAGCUGGGGCAAUAUGGGCUGGCCUAGUCCCAACAGUCACUGCCCUCGCAGUGUACUUUUGCUUUGCAGAUUUUGUGCUCAUCAGCCAGUGUUUGUUUUACAACCACCUCAAUGCCCGAAGGGAGGCAAUCAAUGAGGCGGCAGCACCACCCGACUCUGAAGAGGCUCCGCUGCUUGCUCGAGAGCGUAGCAACGAGUCGAUAGGGGCUCCAGGUGCCCGUCGUCGUAGUUCAACUCAUCUCAGUCACUCGUCGGGGGCCAGACGUGACUCUCUUGUGAAGAUUUUGGAGGACGACGUCUCUGGGAGUGGAAGUUCGUGGAAGCGGAACACCUGGAGCAUCCUCAUGGUCAUCUUGGUUGGAACAGCCGGCUGGGCCAUUGCGUGGCGGUCUGGGGUAUGGAGGCCUACGCCGAAUCAUCCUGGGGACGUACCUAGCAAAGAACAUGUGGCCGUGGGAGCCAGUGUUUUGGGAUACCUCAGCGCCGUGUGCUAUCUUGGUGCCCGAAUCCCCCAGAUUAUCAAGAAUUACAGGGAUAAGUCGUGCGAAGGCUUGUCUCUUCUGUUUUUUGUUCUGUCUCUAAUGGGUAACAUCACAUACGGAGUCAGCAUCCUGCUCCAUUCUCUUGAGAGGGAGUAUAUCAUGACGAACCUUCCAUGGUUGAUCGGAUCUUUGGGUACCAUCGUCGAGGACGGCUUCAUAUUUGUACAAUUUCGCAUGUACGCCAGGGACUCUGGAAGUGCAGUGGAAGCAUGAGGGUAAGGCCCUGUAGAUAUUUAAACUGCAUAUAAUUUGUAUAUAUUGUAUAUACGACAAUUGGAUGCCAAUAUAUAUACUGC